UUUGGGGUCGGCGGAUCGCCCGCAAAGGACUGUGGGACGGUCUUUACCGGGUCGCCAUUUUGGGUUGUUGAAAGUUGCUGGAAAAAGACAAAAACCUCACCAUGUUUCGUGCCCUAGCACACUGUGCUGUUAACGUUGCGAGGGCGUCAAGACCAACAGUUACACAGAGAGUCGUCACUCCAAGUUUAGUUGUGUGUGCCCAGCGGAAUGCUUCAGGUGGAGGUGUGAUGUCUGAUGAGGAGUUUGACAGUCGCUGGGUCGAGUUCUUCAGCAAACAGGACAUUGACGACUGGGAGUUGCGGAAGGGUGUAAACACGCUGAUUGGCUAUGACCUUGUACCAGAGCCCAGAAUCAUUGUUGCUAUCCUCCAAGCCUGCCGUCGCCUCAAUGACAGUGCAUCAGCUGUUCGAGUCCUGGAGGUCAUCAAGUCGAAGGCUGGUCCGAGAGCUAAGGAGAUCUACCCAUACGUGCUGCAGGAGAUCCAGCCUACGCUGGAUGAGCUGGGCAUCAAGACUCCCGAGCAGCUUGGGCUGGACAAAUACUAGAUGGCUACUAUGGAGGUAUCAGAUGUGUUUCAUGUGUUCCACAGUCACAACUACAGCAUCUCAGACUCAGUGGAGUUCAGCCAGCUAGCAGGACCCAAAAGACUGGAUUAAUGUUCAACAUACAGUGUUUCUGUCAAAUGUACUAUUGUGAAUAAAGCUAAUGGAUCUAGCGUGUGAAAA
Messenger RNA from Branchiostoma floridae (Florida lancelet), 725 nucleotides. Its product is annotated as cytochrome c oxidase subunit 5A, mitochondrial-like. Lineage: Eukaryota; Metazoa; Chordata; Leptocardii; Amphioxiformes; Branchiostomatidae. Gene Ontology annotation, biological process: mitochondrial electron transport, cytochrome c to oxygen. The record is from RefSeq and is a predicted model, not a curated record. Gene Ontology annotation, cellular component: mitochondrial inner membrane. The transcript is spliced from 5 exons. The coding region runs from base 102 to 545 and encodes 147 amino acids.